GAAGCUUUUUAUCAAAGGAAAAAAUAUUUAUUGUUGACAGCUUUUGUUAUAUUAUCUUGUGACAUCUUUGGUUCUUAAAAUAUUUCCUUUAUGAUGUUCUUGCUCCUUUAAUUUUUUUUAUGCCUCAUUUAUGAUAAUUUUUAAUUUAUUUCAGAUAAUAUCAGAAGAAAUGAAAGAUUUUUUGAAAGUUUUAAAAGAGAAAGUCUCAAUAGGACUUGUAGGAGGAUCUGAUAUGAAGAAAAUUACAGAACAAAUGAAUGAAGGCUCUGAAGUGGUUAACAAAUAUGACUAUAUUUUUGCAGAAAAUGGAUUAGUCGCUUAUAAAAAUGGAUCUCUUGUUGGAAAACAGUGAAAAUUUUGUAGAAUUUCGUAAUGGACUCAUAAAUAUAUGCCCUAUUGGUAGAAGCUGUAGUCAAGCAGAACGUGAGGAUUUUGCCGCAUAUGAUAAAAUGCAUAAAAUUCGAGAAUCGUUUGUAGAAGUUCUCAGAGAAACUUUUCCUAAUCUUGGAUUGGUAUAUUCUAUUGGUGGACAGAUUAGUUUUGAUUGCUUUUCUGCUGGUUGGGAUAAAACAUUUUGCCUAAAUUACGUUGAGAAAGAUGGUUUUGAGAAAAUUUUUUUUGGUGAUAAAACUUCAGAAGGUGGAAAUGAUUAUGAAUUAUUUCAUGAUAAGAGAGUUAUAGGACAUACUGUGCAAAAUCCUAAAGACACUAUGAUCCAAUUGAAAAAAAUUUUCUUUUCUUAACAACAUGUUAUUGUCAUAAUUUAUUUGUGUGUUUUAUAAUUAUUAUUGUCUAAAAACCUUGCAAUUUUGUUCAUAAUUUUCCAUUCACGAUUUUUAAAAAAAAUAUUUUGCAAGUAAAAUUGAACUUUUCAAAUGUUAAUAAUGAAGAUGUCAAAAAUUUUGUUUAUUUAUUUAAAAGGAAAAUUUUUAGUGUUUACUGAAUAGUAUUACAAGCUACUUAACUUAUAUGUACCCCAUGUAUACAAAUCAUUUCCUAUUCCUUUAACCAUCAAAGCAAAGUUAUUAUAUGAACAAUGUUAAUUUUUGGUAUUAAGUUUUCAUAUUUUCAAUUAGUUGAUUUUACUUAGUUAAAAAGUAGUAUUGAAAUAAUAUAAAUCCUUAGUUAUUAUUAGUAUUAAUUACAAAGGAUAACUUGGUUACUGGGUAAGUUAUACUAUUUUCUAUUGGUAGUCAGCAUGCUAAUUUGGUUCAUUUUACAAGUGUGAAUGAAAUAUUGGCCAUGCCCGUUGCAUUGAAACAAAACAAUUAGCAUUGAAACAAAAAUCAAUAUAAAAAAGUGAUUUCAUGUUUUGUUCAUUUGUUUUUAUUUAUUAAUAUUAAAUAAUUAUUUGGGAUAUUAUUCCAAAAUAAUCACUUGAGUGUUGAGUAGG
Parasteatoda tepidariorum (common house spider) is the source of this 1393-nucleotide messenger RNA. RefSeq lists its product as uncharacterized. NCBI's taxonomy places the organism in Eukaryota, Metazoa, Arthropoda, Arachnida, Araneae, Theridiidae. The record is from RefSeq and is a predicted model, not a curated record.